Molecule: messenger RNA, 1100 nt
Organism: Heterotrigona itama
Lineage: Eukaryota; Metazoa; Arthropoda; Insecta; Hymenoptera; Apidae
Source: the annotation of a GenBank genome assembly
AUGGCUGAUGAACGAAAUUUUCGUUCAUCUUAUUACGAAAAGGUAUGCAUUUUGCACGAACUAUUUGUGUUGAAAACAUUCUGCAUGAAAUAUGUUUCUUAUCGUUUAGGUUAUAAACAAUAAAACGCUAAUUAUAAAUGAUUAAUCAAUUAUACAACUAAAAUAUAGGUGGGAUUUCGUAGCGUCGAAGAAAAAAAAUCUUUGGAGAUAUUACUUAAAGAACGUCCUUUAGAUAAAGCAAAACUAAAACAAUUCUGUUUGCGUUUUACUGUUCCUGCUAAAUACAGAAAUUUUCUUUGGAAAGUAUUAUUAGAUGUGAUACCAAUUUAUAUAGAUAGUCAUGAAUUUAUAAUAAGUCAAAGGAAAGCAGAAUUUCAAGAUCUACAAAAAGCCUUAAAGGUCACAAAGAUUUUGGAUGAUUAUACAAAACCUCAUUUAAUGUUUAUUACUAUGUGGUUAUUGCGUACCAGAAGAGCAAAACUUGAUAUGAAUACUCAAUUAGAAGUUCCUUUACAUAGAGCUAUGAGCAGAAUGGCUGAAACAUUGUGGCAUAUUGUUGAUAUAGAUUCGUAUGAGGAAAAGCUGGUAGAUACAUAUUGGAUAUUAUGUGGACUUUUAGACCAAGUACAAAAAUUUCACAAAGAAAUCAGUAGAUUGCAGGAAUGUACUUGUACUUUGUUGGAGAGAGAAGAUCCAGAAUUGUACAAGCAUCUUGUUAAAAUAGAAGCACUUCACAAUAUUCCAUAUGACAUUUGGUUUUCUUCAUGUUUUGCAGGAACAAUAUCUAAUGGUUCUAUAGCAAAAAUAUGGGACAAAAUAGCUGUAGGUGCAUAUAGAAUUUUAAUGUUUAUCACUGUAGUUAUAUUAACAACUUUAAGAAGACUUCUAUUGAGAUGUGAAAAUAUAGAUGGUAUUUUAGAUACUAUUGCCAAUGUAUGAGAAUAUCUAUAUAUGAUUGUUUUUACAAAUAUGAAGUAUGACAAUUGUUUUUUAAACAAAUAUUUAUAUUUCAGAUAACAGAAGAAACGUCUGAAGUAAUUGUUAACAAAGCAAUUGAAUCUUGGCAACAAAGUGGUUCAACAUUGACAACUAUUUCAUAA